AUCCGUUCCCCUGCUUCUCCCCCUCCCCCGCUGCCUGGCACACAGCUCUCUUGGCUGGGGAAGGCAAGCAGGAAAGAGAGCAAGCGCCUGCCUGCCUUCCCCGCCGCCAGUCCCCCGGAGCCCAUAGGAACGCAUUGAUUAAGUUUCAGUGCAUUCCUAUGGGAAACCGGGACUCGCUAGACAAAUUUUUCGUAGGACGAAUUGAGUCCUGGAACGAAUUAAAUUCGUCUAGUGAGGCACCACUGUACAGAUUUUUUAAAAAUGCUAUUAGCAGCUGUCUGGAUGGCUGAUAAAUAUUGGGGUGGAGGAGAUGUGGAGGGAGAGUUUAUCCAUUUCCUGCCUUCUUGUAGUUACAAUGGAAAUAAUUUUGGGAAAACCCGUAAAGUUCUCAUUGGGACUUUGGGAGCUUUCCCCUAAUGCAGAGAGCACAUCUGGAGAAUGCUCCACAUCUGCUGUGAUCCCAGUGAUUUUCAGUCCCCUCCCAAGUGGAUGGUUAGUACAUUUUAAGAGGAGUUUAAGUCAUUGCAUAGUUUAUCCCUGAGCAGGGGCCAAUUUUGCCACACAUUUGAAGGUGUAAAGCCAAGGAAACUGACCAAGUGAUUGAGGAGUGGUGCUCCAAAACAAAUAUGGAGUGCUGCAGCCUGCAAAGAUGUCCUCACUCUAUUGAGUGGAGCUGCCUUCCUCAUAGAAAAAAAACAGGGAUGAUUAUACACGUAGGAGCUCUACUUGUGGGUGGCAGUGCAUAUGGUAGUCUGUCUCAGAGCUUUUUAAACUGUUGCUAUUAUUUCACACACUGGCAAAUCCAAGUUACGCAAUUCAAGUUGAUGAGGACUCUUGUACAACAAACCCACUCUUUCCUCCAAAUCAGACAUUUCAUGAUAAGGAAAGUGAUUGGAUGCACCGGAAAGUGGGGAAUGAUGAUCGCUUGACACAGUGUCAUGUAACUUCCCUGUAUGUUAAUCACAAUGAAUGCUCUAAACUCCACACAAUCUUUGUGCAUAUUAAUAAGGAUAAAUGUUCAAUAAACAGUUCAUCUGGAAGCAACCAGAGUAUUUCUAAAAGUGUAAGAUGUAAGGAUGAAGAUAACAGGAUAAUAGCAUUCUCAGAUGAUAUACAUAAUAGAGGAGCAGCUCACAGGCAAAUUUAAUCCACAAGCACAUUUUAUAUCAUGCAAUGAGGUAUGAACACGGUUUCAUUUAGAACCCCUUUGACUAAUGAUAUGAGAUAGGGCUGUAGCUAAAUACAGCUUUCUGCUACUAUCAUCUGGUAAUGCAUGAAAAACAGCUUGCAGGUUUUAGGAAGGCUUAUCUUUUGGAAGAGUGACUAAUUUGCCUUUGCAUAAAUAGGAGUUCAAAGGAAAUGAAUGCUGUUUAUCCAGGAUUUAGGGAAGAUUUUGUAAAAUAGAUCUAGUCUUGUGAAGCUCUAACCAUCUCCAGUUCCCUAGUAUUUGUGAUUUUUUUGUUUUUUGUUUUGUAUCUCUGGUUCUAAAAUACAAAGAAAAACAUACUGAAAAGGAGAAUCUGUACUAGCUUUAUAUGUUGCAGAAUUGUUUCAAAAUAACAGAAAUUGCAUUAUAUAAUCAGGUCACCAGAAUUAUACUUUGUUUUCUCAGCUAAGAUUAAUUUUGAUUAAUGGAAAUUUGGAUAAGGAAAGGAGGAGGAAUCUCUUUCUAAGUAGAAUAGUAUUAAGACUGAACUCAUGGAUUUUUUUAUUGUAUGAAAUUUGUUUAUACAGUAUGCAAUCUUGUAAGUGAACUGUUGGAACACAUGUUGCAUCUGUGAAUUAUAGGCCAUUUAAACUGACAGAUGUGCAGUUAAACUAUUUUAGCCUCAUGAACAAAACUAGUCUAGAACACACCAUUACAUUGCCUUUUAAAAAUUGUUUUUAUUAAAGGAUUUUCAUGGUUAACAAGGGUACAUACAAUGUCUCUGUUUUCAGAGGUAUGUGCCUGUAGUGGUGCAAUCUCUCCAGCAUUUAGGUGAGGUUCCUGGGUGUAUCAGUGCCAACUUCCGAGGUGUUAGGUACCAUCUAUAAAUUAGUUUCGAAGUCAGUUCUCUUCUUUUGGCUGAGAUUGACUUAAAGGGUGGUUUAGACCAUAGUUUAAACAAAGUUUUAAACACAGUUUGGUGGGGUCUUGAGUAGUAGUUUGUAUAUUGUGGAUACCAUCCCCUUGCUGUGCCCCUCUGUUGUAGAAGUUUUUCGAAGGUGUUCAGAGUGCUUUUGCUGCUGGGUUAUUUAAGAAGGUGUGCAGUUGGUGCUGGGUCAGCCAGGGUAUACAAAGUAGGGGACACCUUGUUUUCCCUAGUUUGUCUUUUAUUUUUUUUGUGUUAGUAUGGGUUUGACUUUUUUGUAGAAGUCUGUUAGGCUGUGUAAACCUUUGACUUGCCAUGUUUUUGUUUGGAAGCUGUGGGCUGCAUAGUGGAAUAUUGGGGUGGUGGCCAGGGGGAUGAAUAGGGUGGGGGCACUUCACCUGCUUUCUCCUUCCAUACUUUAAGCAUGGAUUGUGUGAACCUGUUUAGUGUUGUGAGGAUUUUAUUUCGUUUGUUUCCGAGGAAUGGACACACUGGUACUUCCAGUUGCAUUUCUCUCCAUGUGCAACCGUUGUUUUCUUUUAAAAAGCUGACAAAAAUAGCUUUGUGUUAAAACACUUUGGCUGGCGCAUUCAUAAUGCUUCUUAAUCAUUCAUAAUGGUUAAGAAUUCAUGCGUGGCCCACAGGUUCAGACACAACCUACUCCUCUUGGUUGUGAAUUUUCCUCUCCCUUUCAUUUUCAGAGCUAACCCAUUUUACAUUUGUACUGUAUCAAACUGCAAUUUGCAAAUAUGUUUGUAACCAUGGUGGGUUCAUGAGCUGUAGUUUGAACUAAAUGUGGCUUCGUUCCAUUAAUGGCAUUUAAAAGUAACUUGCUACUGUUUAUUCUUAGGGCAGUGUUUUGGGCAAUUUCUUAUACAUAAGAAAUUUGGCGGGCAGGAGUAAGGACUAUGGUAUUCAGUGAAUAAGUGACAUAUUUGCAUCUGAUGUUGCUGGGUAGCAUUCUAUACCCAGGGAUCUACAAUUUUGGGCUGGCUUGGCAGCUAUGUCAAAAAAAAAUAGUUUCCUACUCCCUGCCUAUCAUCUUCCUGCCACCUUCUUUCCAGCUGACAUUCCCUCUUCCAUCCACUGGCCUUUCCCAAGGGAAAAGAGAAAUUUACAUGCGGUGGGGUUGAGUGUACUUGAGUGCUGCUGCUUUAAUGUACCCACAGCAUCUUCAGGGAACAGCAUGCAACCCUGGAGAUGGGAAGCAGUGCAGAUCACAAUUCACAAACUGUGAUAAUCCUUGCCCAGUUCUCCAGGUUGACCAACCUGAGGGUGGUGCCGAGUGGAAUUGUGGGAGUCUGUAGAUACCAAAAGCAUUCUGUUUGAUUUUCCUUGUGUCUGCUGGCAAUGUCCAUGAUCUUGUCUGCCUCGGUGGUCCGUGUGAGAGAUGGACUCCCUCUAUCUGCUUCUACUGAUUAUGAGCAAAACAUUGGUGUGCAGGAGUGCCAAAAAUACUUCAAAACUAUUGCAAAGAGACUUUCUCAGCUUCCAGAUAGAUGCACACUUCAUGCAGGACUGUAUAACCUAAAUUUUAUUAGUUCCUUGGGAGUAAGUUACAUGAUGCUCUGCACUGAAAAUUACCCCAGUGUCCUGGCCUUCUGCUUCCUGGAUGAGCUUCAAAAGGAGUUCAUCACAACAUACAACAUGAUGAAGACAAAUACAGCUGUUAGACCAUACUGCUUCAUUGAGUUCGAUAAUUUCAUUCAGAGAACCAAGCAGAGAUAUAACCACCCACGGUCUCUGUCGACAAAGAUAAACCUUGCUGACAUGCAGACGGAAAUCAGGCUGAGACCACCUUAUCAAAUUUCCUUGUCUGAAUUGGGUUCAGCCAAUGGGUUUCCACAUGCACCUCUUCCAGAAUACAAAGGUACUGGGAAAAUAUCUACAGCCCCUCACCAGCGACUGGAACCUGUGACUCUGUCAGGGAUUGUUUCCUUUCUACUCAGCCUUUUAUGUGGGGCUUUGAAUUUAAUUCGUGGUGUUCAUGCCAUAGAAAGUCUUCUGCAGAACAACAGAGACGACCUAAGCUAUGUUAUUGCCUUUUUUCUCGGCGCAGCAGCUUGUUUAUAUCAGUGCUAUCUGUUUGUGUAUUGCACAGGCUGGCGGAACAUCAAGUCCUUCCUAAGUUUUGGCUUAAUCUGCUUAUGCAACAUGUAUCUCUAUGAACUACGCAACCUCUGGCAGAUCUUUUUCCAUGUGACUGUGAGCGCUUUUUCAACGUUACAGAUCCGAUUGAGACAGCCACAAGGGAAGGCCCCCGAUUACAAUGUGUGAUGGUUGUCCUACAGCAAGUCUCAAGGCAAACUUGAUCCAAGCAGUAUUCCUCUCAGGAAUGAAACACUUUUCUGCAAGACAGACGGUUCCCAUAGUCUAGGGCAUUAAUGACAGAGAAAUUCUUCUUCAAAGAAGAACUGGAAAUGGUUCGGGACCCUGUUGUGGGACAAAUGAAAACCCUGUGCAGGAGAAUGUACUUCAAGGGCAAAUUGAGAAGUUUGGAGGGGCAGCAUGAAAAUUCCACAUCCAGAAGUAUGAAAAUGGCAAGGAGCUUGUUCUGCAUAUCAAGUGAUUCCUUCAGUCUCAUACCAGGUUUGCCUUUGUGAGAUAGUAGAAAAGGCUGAAAUAAAAGGAUGGUGUUGCAUAUUAACGAACUGUUCAAAAUGAAUGAAUUUCUAAAUGCGAGAUUAUUGGAUGCACAUAAGUUUAAUGGUGUGUGUCUGCCUUUUCCUUAAUUAAAAUCUAACCCAGAACCAUCUGUUCAUGGGGAUUAGUUCCUGGGCCCCAAAGGCCUACCAUCUAGUGCAGUGCUAAUUCUGAAUUGCUUUGUUUCUACCCCUCCCCAACUUUUUCUGUGUAAUUUGCUUUGAAAGAAAUGAGGAAAGUGACUUCUCUCCCCCAGCCCCAAUAGCAAUCCCAUGUCAUCUUCCAUCCUUUUCUCUAAUGCUUGAAGGAUGAAAAGAAGUUGACUAGCCUCAUCUAGGAAAGAGCCUAACUUCUACUAAUUUCAAUUUAAUUGUCUAAGAAAAACUGUCCUGGGAACAAAGGAAAGUAACAUACUGAUUGUGGACAACAGAUCUAUUGUAGAAGAGGUGAGCAACCUGACAGAAGCCUACAGUGGACCAAAAGAGCCUGCCAUCAGCAGACCAAUGAGGAAGGGUGAUGGUUACUAAUUUCCACCCUCCUCUAACCCUCUGGAGCAGAUUUUUGGGUGAGCUGCAGGGAGGGAGAUUGGGGGGAAAAAACCCUAUUCCAUUCCCUCAUUUUGAGGAUUAUCACUGGAUACAACCCUACUAAUCUCACCCUAAUGAGAAAAGUAAAUCUGCUUAAGUGUUGCUGGAUUGCAUUGCAUCCUGUAUGUUAAGCAGCAGCUGUGAGAACAAAAUGCCUUCGCAAUGAAGGUAGCUGCAGACGUUUCCUCUAAUGUUUUAUGAUCCUCCUAGUCUUUAAUUGUAAGAUGUCACCUACACAAAAGUGGUAGGUUUUUUUUUUCCAGUAGGCAAGAAAAUCGUCUAGUCUUAAUUAUAAAUCCUAAGCUGCUCAACGCACUACAAUAACUUCUAAAGCAUUAUUUUGUAGGACAAUGCUGAGUGGGCAGAGACUACCCAAUCAGUAUACUCCCGCACUACUUGGAACAACCCUUCCCUUGAAUUAGAUGCUGUACCCCAGAAGUGACUGUUUUUGUCCCAGCUGCAAUUUUCACCCUUGAUAACCUCUGGGAAAUGGCCACCCAAAACCAUUGCGUGCACACAUAGGAGCUCCCUCAUCUACAUAGAUCAGCAGAGGAAGGGUUAAUCACCCUCUCCCUGCUUAUCAAAUGAUUGCUGGGGAGAUUUGCAUCCACAUCAGAGUGGAGAGUUCUACCCACUGUAGUGCUAGGUCUAUUUCUUUCUUUCUGCCACUACUGCCAAAAUGGGUGAAGCUUAUGGGGGGGGGGAGGUAGAGGCAGAUCAGGCCCUAGAUCUGGAGGUCAGGCAUUAUUUUGAAACCACAUGCAAGUAAUGUGUGAAGUAGUCCAAGUAUAUUUGUUGUAGACCCAAACAUUAAUAAUGAUACACAAAAAUUAUUCAUUUAUCAUGAUAGGCAUACAAAGAGUCCUAAACUGGGUCUUCCAGUUGCCCCAGUCUUGUUGCUGUUCUUGUAUGUUAUGUUUUCUUUACCUUCAUGAUAAUUUAAAAUAUAAGUAAAGGAACUCCUGCCAAAUGAGGAAAAAACUUACUCUGUUUGCCAUGGGAUGCUGCAUAUGAUGACUUUGGGCAUCAGUUUCCUAGCUGCAAAAUGGGAAUACUGAUCAUUUCAAUGAAAAUGUAAAGUGCAUUGUAGAAUAAAAGUGCUGUAUAAAUAAAUGCAGAAGCAGCUAUAAGAUGGUCAAGACUUCUGAAGCGAGGUCACUGCAACAUACAUGGGGGUCUUAAUGGGUAUUUUUUAUGAAGGUGUUUAUCACAGCCAACACUUCAAGAAUGGGACAUUAAUGAUAUAUACUGUAGGGUAGUGGGGUGGUGGGUAUACAGCUAGCACUAUAGGCGAUAUAACUUCUUUUUUGGAGCCUGCCCUAAAUACUUUCAUGUCUGUAAAGAGUCAUAGCCAAUGGCUGAGCAUGAAGAUGUUCAGGGCAUGCAACUUUGCUGAGGCUUUGACUUCUCCAGAAAGAAGUAAGCCUUCAUCUUGGAUUUCACACAUGUGACUAGAAGCACUGACUUAAAGUAUGCUUACAGAUGCAUAUUGCAGGCACACAAUCAAAGGGUGAAAAGCUACCAGAAUUGGUUUAAGGGUAAACAAAAAAAACCAUCAAAGAACACAGUGUUAUCUAUCAUAAGUUCCAUUAAGUGACUGUGCUGGAUUGUGGCCUAAUUUUUGGGGGGUGGUGGUGGGGGGACUAGGAAAGAUGCUGAGAGUUAUGCAAUACCAAAUGAUUUACAGUAAUUACCCUAACUGAAAAGAUCUAUAUCUAGCAAUCCACCUAAUGUUGUCUUAUGUAAUGGCUCCCAUCAUUUCUAAGUGCAAAUCGUGCUCAGGACCAUACUCUUAGCUAGCUUGGAACAUCUGAAAUGUUCCUCAUCUGUGCUGGAGAUCACCACUGUGCUUGCAAAAUUAACAACUAAGGGCAAUUUGCCCAUCUGCUUUCCCCACUCACCUUAACAGGGUCUAGCACAAGGAAAAGCAGCAGGCAGGGACCCCACUGAUGACUUAAAUAUGAGUUUAGGAUGAGUUUCUCCCUUAUUGUUGAGCCAGCAACCUUCCCUCCCAAUAUCUAGAGACUACCUUCAGAGAUAUUGGGCACCUGUGUUAUUAUUUUAAAACAGAAGAAAACAUGUAAAGAAAUAUAACCAGUUGAUUUCAGAAUAUUUUGUCCUAACAAUAUACAGCCAAGCACCAUAAUUUCAAACAGAAGAGACUUACCAUUCCAGGGAAGGAGAUCCAUAUGUGGGUGAAGGCUCCUUUACAUGCACAGGUAACAUAGAUUGAAUCUGGCACGUCUGUGUAAAUCCAAUUCUGCACCACGUUGCUCAUCUGUACUGAAUUACCCAGACCUGUAUUUAAAUGCAGAUGGCUAUGCUCUUGUGCACACACACACACAAAGCUACUAGUUCAAUUAGUUGAGUAGGACUAGACCACAGCCUACUGCUUCCAGCCUCCAAAGUUCUCCCAAAAAUACAGUUUUGUUGAAUUUGACAUAAAAAUGAAAUAUCCAAAUCAGCUCCUUAAUUUAGAACCCAAGGGCUGAGAUUAAUAGCCACCUUUGCUGUAUUCAUCUGAAUAUUUUACCAUUUUUCAUCCAGUCACAGAAGUGGAGAGAGACCAUUGUACAAAGUCCAGUCUCUUCUUUCUGUGAUGCAGCAGGCACAAAAUAUGACCUAGAAAUUCAUACGUGAGCAGGACUAUUUGUGGGGACAAAUUACACAAGUCUGGAGCCGCCUUACUGAACUGAUGAAGCAUAUCUGGUACGUUAUUGUGAUGCACAAAAUUCUAUUGUCACUCCCACCACAAAACAUUAAAUUACAUUCCUACUUAAUUUUGUAGCUUUUAAAAAAAUAAACCAGACUAAUGAAUAAAAUAGAAACAUUCACAAGUGAAACAGUGUUUUAAUAUAAUUGUUAAAUUACUUAAACAGAUUGCAAUUUCCAUGGGAAAUCAUAACUGUAUCACCUUUUGCAAGAGCCAGAAAAAAGACUGCAUACCCCUUGAAAUGAUCCUGACACAGUCAUCAAUCACAGUCAGAGAUACAGGUAACUGAAAACUGAAUUGACAACACAACUGCGCAAGGUGGUCUGCUCAAAUGUUAAGAAUGCACAUUUCAAAGCAGGAGGCAAACCUAAAACAAAAUGAUCCUAUAUUGUGCUAUUAAUUAAAAUUUGGAAGUGGUAAAUGACAGUAAGAAUGAAGGGUGGAAGGUGAUGAAGAACAAGCUGCAGUACUGUGUAAAUAAAGACCUUUGCAAAUCAAAUGGCAUUUCUUGAAAAGGUUCAAAAAUAUAGUACAAGGACAGACUUGGCAGUUUUCUAGGAAUCGGGCAACUAUACUAUCCAAGGGUGUGCCCUAGUAGAAAGGGAGGGGAUGAAAGGAAAGUGGGAUGCUACUGACACUCUAGUCUGAAACAGUUUAAUAGCAAUAUUACACAUAUCACUGAGACCAUGGAUUUUACCUUAUUUUUUGGUCAAAGGUGACACUAACCCCCGCCCCCUCUCCAAUUGCCAGUGCUGGGUAAUCAUUAGGUAAUGGAAAUUCUGCCCUGAGAAGAGUGGAAAAAGUAUGUGUCAAAAGGUUUGAGUCAUUUUUGAAAUUGCCAAAUUCAGUAUCAAAAGUUUUCCCCUACUGAAAUAUAAAAAUAUAGGUUUUUAUCCUUUUAUACUUUUUAAUAAAAUAUGAAGGGAACCUUGAUUUUAAAAGUUGAAAAUGUAUUUAACUCACUUAUACAUUUAGUAGCAGUCCCCCUCUUUUUAAAAAAAUAAGUAUUGUUCAGCAGGAUAGGCCACAUCAAUAUCUUUAGAGAAUCAAUCAAUACAUAUGUUUUAUUAUUGGGGGGGGGGGACUUGCCAAAGUCUUCAAACUGAAAUUCAUAAUAUAUGAAAUGGAAUUCAGCUCCCACAAUAUCAAUCCAGAAGAGUAAAAUUUCUGGGUAAUAUUCAGCGGCACUUACUUGUACAGACAGUUGUUACAUAAACUGUAAGCAUUCUUUCGAAAAGAAAUUCUUGAUUUGAUUGUUGUUCCUCUUAUUCUACUGUCCAGAGGCACACUCGAAGUGGCUUCAGGCAUAAUACCCUUGGUCACUUUCAGAAUUUUGAAUACAUAAUUUACCUAUUGCAUUCAGCUCCCUCUGAUGUUAGGAAUGAGCACAGCUGUUCUUGUUCUUCCUAUUUCAUCUCUGUCUAACUGUAGGUUUUCCUCACUUUAUUUCCUCUUUAAAAAAAUCAAACUUGAGCCCCUGCAUUAUUAUUAUUACUUCAGCUUGUUUGCUGGACUGUACAAUAUUUAUUUGAAAACUGCCAAGUCUGCAACUCUGAGAUAAUGAAAAGAAUAUCACACAAUUCUAUAGCUUAUGUACACCUCCCAAUGUGCCUGGCGUCCGAUCCAAAGAACUAUGAGCUCAGCAGAAGACUUCACACCCAUUGCUGGACUCAUGGAGACAAUCAGAGCUGCAGGGCAGAAACAUCCCAUAGCCCUGAUCAACUUUCAGACAGGAAAACAGAAGGGAAAGAGAGUGCUUGAACUCAGCCUGGGUGCCCGUUCCCUUGUUCCUAACAGUGACUAUCAGCUUCUUUGUCAAGUGCUGAUUGCCUGAUAAGGGAUUCAGGAUUGUGUCAAGAUGCCCCUGCUCUUGUCCUGCCUAACAGCUGACAGAGGCUUUGCUGGGUGCUCAGUUCUGGCUAUGAGUCCCCUUCAAACAGCUGUUUUGUGAACCUCACUACAACAGAGCUACACAUGGAUCACUGUUGCUCCAUUGGGGCAACUGUUUAAUACACAGAAUGUUCAAAAUAUAGAAUUUUGGUGUAUUUCUUAGAUCUCAUAAUCUUCCAUAUUAAAAAAUACAAAAAACUGCAGCUCAAAACCUUAGCAACCCUACACAUUUUGGAGAAAUCUCCCUGUGUUUCUCCAUGAGUGAAGUCUUUCAUGUGUAAACCAAUAAAUGCUGAACAGAAGUGAGAAGGCCUCCUCAUUUAAUAAAUAUGCUUGAAGCACCAUUUCCCCCUCACCUUAAGAACUAUUUCUCUCCUUUCACUUUCAGUAUAUCAGUUCUGGUAAAAAGAAGGAACUUCCUAUCUGUGUAAGGGUAGGGAUGGCAAGAGUACAUAACAAGGCAUCUUUUCCAUUAAAAAACCAUUACUGCUGAUGUCUUUAAAAAAGGCCCUUUUUGUAGAGCAAUAGUGGGUGGCGUUUUUAAUUUCAAAAGUCCGCUCAAACAGCUAAUAAGAGAACAGUGGCACACUUCAAGGAGUUAACAGCAUAGACCAGAAACACUCUGGGACUGCACAGCCUUUCCAGAGUAAUGCUGUUCCUUUUUGUCCUUUUGUUGCAAUGAAUCAAAAUUUCCUUCAACCAAGGAAAAAACCUUGCGUUGCUUCAAAUAAAUACUUAAAUAUCUUAAGUCCUGUGUAGCAGCCUCAUUGAAGAUCUCAAAUCCAUGUCUUCAUUUCGAAUUCCAUUCAGCAAAAAAUCUUUGGUCAAUUCAUUUACACUCAACCUAGAAAAAAUCCACAGCAGUGCUAGGUAACUUCCGAAUGGUGUGCCACAUAGCCCAAACUGUGUCCCCCCCUCCCCCACUUCUUGCACACACUCCUGCUAGGAAGGCAGCAUAUGAAAUACUCAACUGUGCCUUGGUAUUAGAUUCGCUGCUAAGCAGCAGCCGAUAUGUUUUUUUUGCCAACUCGUAUUUAAAUCAAACUGAGCCAUUCUUGAGUCAUUCUUGCCCACUGCUGUUAACUUGCCAGUGGGGGGCCUUCGUUUAGGAAGUAGGUGGUCAUUUCUCCUUUACCUUUGACCUUAACAACCCCUCGGCAUUCUAGUUGAUAGUUGUUGACUGUUAAAACUUGGUACAUGUCUGUGGUCACCUGUGGAGUUUUAAAAAGAAUGGAUCAGAAAAGAGUUGAAUAAAUUGCAAUUGACACAAUUCAAGGCAAGCCUGGUAUUCUCAAGCAGCGCUGAUGGAAGAAGCACUGUCAUUUCACUAAAAAUUACUAUGAUUGCACCCAUAAGAAAAAUGGCUGAUGACAUUAAAAGUGAGUUUCAGAUCAUUUCAGAGAAAGACUCAUAGUGUUCACACGUCCCCUUAGGCUCCUAAAAGGACAAUGGCAAGUCAGAGACAUGCGAGUAAGGAGAAGGAAUAGGUGAAUCUAUCAAUUUUGGUUUCUCUCGGUAUCUUGUUUUUCAGCUUUGACAAUGCCAAUCUGUUGUAGAGGACGAGAGACUGGAUCAAGUUUCCCAUUCUCUUUCCACCCUGUGAGCAUGAUCCCUGUCAGCUUGAAAUCAGGCCAUCUCUCUCAAAGAGAUAAUAAGCAGUGUGGACAAUAACUGUGUGAAUAACGUACUAGGUGGCUAAGUGUUCACACAGUAUUAGAUAGGUAUGUAUCUCUGGAUCAGAGCAAGAUGAAUUAACCCAUCUUAUGGUUAUUGCUCAGCAAGAACAACAUGAAAAUACUUGUGCUUUUUUACAAAGGAAGAAACAGAUGCAGGGAUUCUCAACAUAGAUUCCUUCAUAUUUCACCCCCUACCCCCAGCACAGAGAUGAAACACUAAGCUGGAUAAAGCAUGAAAUAUGUAAAGUAAGAAAGAAGGACAAAUUACAUGGAUCUGAAGUGACUUCAUGUGUCAGCUGCCACAUUUUUUAUGCUUGGUUAAAAGUUUUUACUUGGGGUGGUAAAUAUCUACCCCCAAGUAGAAUACAUAAAAUGUACAUAUAGAUUACUUCUCACUUCUACUAGUGGUUUAUUUAAAUACGCAUAAGAGAAAAACAGUUUUAGGGAGGAGGAGAGGUGCCAAUAAGACUCACCUGAAUCCUGUCGGGCACUCCUGUGCUGUCCAUUCGGCUGGCUACAUUCACAGUAUUCCCCCAAAUAUCAUACUGGGGCUUACGUGCGCCUAUGACCCCAGCUACUACUGGGCCAAUAUUGAGCCCUAGCAAAGAAAUAGUAUGGAAUUAGACAUGAGGGUUUAAAGUACAUCUUAUAAGUUAUCACACCUGCAGGAGGACUGCAACUAUCUGAUUCCUCCCCAGGCAUAAAUUGACCAGAGCUCAUUUUUGAAUGGCCAACCUUUUGAGGGCUAUAUGACAAAAUGUGCCAUGAUUCUAUGAUCAGGUAUUAUUAUAAUUGUCCUUUUUUUUUUGCUGUAUGAUGUAUAUUAUUCUGUGUUGGUAUCUAAAUAUGGUCCUAUGGCCGUAAUAAAGUAUUUUGGGUUUUAUUAUUAUAAAUGAACAAAGGUUUAAAGCAGACUCCACAUGGUGGCUGUAAUGUGUGUACCACUCCUAAGACUUGAAACGUUACCAGUUGAGAGUGAGGUAAAUUCAUCCAGUGCUACCUUCCCUGGUCUUUGAAAUCUAUGAUAUCAAAGAUUUGUGGUCUUUGAAACUUGUGAUACCUGCAUAUAAAUAUCCUACACUGAUUAGUUCUCUGCCUGUUGUAGCAAUUGCAAAGCACUACGCUAGAUGCUGUAUGAUUUUUAUUGCAUUUUUAUUGCUUCUAUCUAUCUAUCACUAUAUCUCUAUAUAUAAUUUUAUUGUAUUACAAUUUGAAUUCCACAGAAUUCAUACGGCAAGUGUUCUUCACAGGCACAGCUCAGACUACCUGAAUGAAGCUUGGGGACCACAGUUUGGGAACUCCUGUCCUAUACUAUCUAACUGCUUCUCAGAAAACUCACUGGAGCUUAUUUUUUACUCGAUAUCAGUAUAUUGUAUCUUGAUAUCCAGAAUUAUGAACAUGAAUAACAGUGCACCAAGAGCACUCAUGCUCAACACUCAGAAUAAAUGAUCUAUUAAAAAUGUUAUAAAAUCUGCUUCUUUGGCAGACAUUCUCAAUUUACACAUUACAUUCUAAACUUUGUUGGUCUAUAGUGGAGCAUACAUGGAGAAAGAAGCCUCAAUCUAGACAUCCUUGUGAAUCAACCGACUGAACCUGAGGCAUUCCCAGUCAAACAUAUAAAAAUAUAGCAUAUAAGAAGAGACUUGCUGGAUCAGGCCCAAAGGCCCAUGUAGCCCAGCAUACUGUUCUCACAGUGGCCAGCCUCAAAAAAAGGGGCCUGAAUGCAAGAUGGCUGGCCUUGUCGGUUUUGACUGAGUGGAAGGAAGUACGGGUGCUUGACUCAGUUCUUCCCAAACAAUGGUGAUGGCUCUAGGAAUCCAGUAAGAAUGAAGGAAAAUGGUGUCAAGCACCUGUAUGCAUGCAGAUUAGCUUUACAGGAUCAGGUUGAAAGAGCUCUUGCUCCGCCUCCACUUCAAGUGUUAUUAUUAUUAUUAUUUAUUUAUACCCCGCCCAUCUGGCUGGGUUUCCCCCACCACUCUGGGCAGCUUCCAACAAUACUAAAAUACAUUAAAAUAUCACAGAUUUAAAACUUCCCUAAACAGUGUGUGUGCAUUUAUCCAUUUCAGAUUCAAAUAUGAAAGACAGUUUUCCAGUGUUCUACAUGACAAAACAGUUGUAACAGCAAUGUCCUUUCUAAAGCACUAAUGUGGGCAGAAAACUAAUUUUGUUUGGCUUUAGAUCUUCCCGUGUGCAAUUGGCCACUAAUCUCCAGUUGGGAAUGUUAUGUAAUGGGGUCAAAUUUCUGCAGGAAACACAACCAACGCUGCAGAUCAAGAAUACUCCAUUAAGUGCUAAUUUAAUUCAGUAGAGACAGCACCAAUUAACACGUGGCAUUUGCACUUUUAACCACAGAGGAAAAACUCCAGAAGCAUAACACCAUAACAAAUUUACCUAUUUUCAUCUGGAAGUUGUUGAACGAAUGCUCAUUGAUGUAUUUCAUUUGAUCCAUUAACCUCAUUGCGAAGUCAGCCAGGGCCUUGAUGUGUGACUUGCCCACUUUGUCAUAGGUGGAAUCAUUGAGGCCUGAAGCAGCCAUAUAUGUGCUGCCUAUAGUUUUGAUCUUUUCCAGCUGUCGGAACUGGUCCUCGCUUAUUAUCUGCAGAGGCAACAAAGGAACAAAGUUAUUGAAAAGGACAUGUGUAAAUCAAUAUACACUGUUUGCCUGAUCUGUACAAGACCCAGAUAUGAUCAUGCACACUGUAGCUUGCAUAACACAUGUUCUAAUGUGCUUCCCAUAUGAAGCGAAAGUUCAUGAACUGUUUUGAUCCUGCACAUAGACAGGGUGAUGUCCUAAACCCUAUUUUUGCUUCUUCAAAUUGAUGAGGAAAGAAAAGUAAGAUUUUGCACUAGGAUAUCAGGUCACGAGACGCAAUGCCCCUUCAGUUUGGAUCUACAUCAGGUCCUGGCACGAGUGUGUCAGUACUUGCUGUCAUGUGCAAGGUGAUUGAGUUAGGACCAUUUGCACUUUUAAUCAUAUGCGAUGGGUAAACUCUUCCCUAGGUAUUCUGUUCCAUGGUACCCACUAGCCUUCCUGAGUUAUAAAAGCAACAGUGGCCAGUGCAAAUAAACGCUUGCUGUAACUGGUAAUCAUAGAGGAGGUAGAACUUUCCUAGGAGCCUCUGCACAAGCAUGAGACCAUUUCAGCUGACCUGGAAAAAAAUUAUUGUUUCCACUGCUGCACUUAUACAGAUCCAUGGGAGCAGAGCAUGAAGUGAUUAAAACGGCUGUUGACCAGGAAAUGAAAUCAACAGGAAAUGAAGUCAACAGGCCAGGAUACAAAGAACUAGGAAACUAGUUCUAUGAGCUGAGGAAGACUUGCAAGCCAGGUAGCGUUCUGUGUCCUACCCAUAGCCAUGGGUGGAUAGUUUAUUUAGGAGUAUAUUGCAUUGUCUGGGCUCAGCAGCACCUUUCAGUAUAUAGUAAUUCUAUAUAGUGUAAGGUGUAGUAAUGUAUUUCUAUUGAUACCUCUG
Molecule: messenger RNA, 15051 nt
Organism: Zootoca vivipara (common lizard)
Lineage: Eukaryota; Metazoa; Chordata; Lepidosauria; Squamata; Lacertidae
Source: RefSeq, a predicted model, not a curated record